UACACUGCUCCUUCACAGCAGUCGUGCUACAAGUUGAUGUUUGUAUCAGAUUCACAACUGAUGUAAACAUGAGUUUUAACGCUAGCAACUUUCUUUACUCAUCCUCUUCACUCAAUGGGGGGUCCUACAGCUCACCAAGUACACAUGGACUGGAUGGUGGCAGCCGGGUCUCUUACUCUAAAACUUGGUCACUGUCCUCCUCGGGUUCGGGGGGAUGUGACUACUCAAAGGAUUACAGUGAAAGCGUUCUUUCCCAUAAUGGCAAAGAGACCAUGCAGAACUUAAAUGACCGUCUAGCCUCCUACCUGGAGAAGGUGCACUCUUUGGAAAAUGCCAACACAGAGCUUGAAAAUAAGAUCCAAGGUUGGCAUAAAAACAGGACAACGAACAAUAAAAAGGACUACAGUCGGUACGAACAGGCCAUCAAAGACCUCCAAACUCAGCUUAUCAACGAACAUGUACAUGGAGCCAAGAUAACACUACAGGUGGAGAACGCCAAGCUUGCUUCUGACGACUUCAAACGCAAGUUUGAGACAGAGAAAGCUGUCCGUACCACAAUGGAGAGAGAUUUGGAGGGUCUGCGUAAAGUGAUGGAUGAUCUCACCAUUGUGAGGACCGAUCUGGAGAUGGAAGUUGAAGGAAUGAGGAAAGAGCUCAUUUAUAUGAGAAAGAGCCAUGAAGAGGACAUGAAGAUAGCUCAAGGACAGAAGAGAAGUUCAUCAGUCAACGUGGAGGUUGAUGCUGCCCCAGCAUCGGAUCUCAGCAAAAUUAUUGGUGAUAUGAGGAAAGAAUUUGAAGCCAUUAUUGAAAAGAACCGCCAGGAAGUUGCAGAGUCAUACAAACAACAGUCAACAACUGUAGCUCAAGAGGUAAACAUGAACACUGAAGCUUUGCAAGCUAACAGGAAUCAGAUUAAAGACCUAAAACGUUCACUACAAACCUUGGAGAUUGACUUACAAGCAGAAAUCAGUAAGAAAAAUGCGCUUGAAAUCACACUAAAUGAUACCCAGACUCAUUCCUCAGACCAGCUCCAGAAUAUCCAGACAAUUAUAUGCCAGGUGGAGGCUGAAUUGAGCAAAGUGAGGAAUGAUAUCGAACGACAGAGCAGUGAAUAUAAAAUACUUCUUGAUAUCAAGAGCCGUUUGGAGAACGAGAUUGCUACCUACCGAAAACUAAUAGAAGGCAAAAACAGGUAUGUAGAGACACAGAUACAUCGGAAGGUUAGAACAAUAGUGCGAGAUGUUGUAAAUGGAAGAGUGGUCUCCACCACAAUGUCUGAGAUACCUAAGAAGCUGUGAUUGCGAUGAUGAUGAUGAUCCUAAACAGAAUUGGAAAAGUGAAGAUGUGGCAUGCUUCAUAUCGCAAUCUGGCGAUGAAUAACGUUUACAUGUGCCAAUAUUUAUCACUAAUGUACAGUUGGAUGAUUUAUGAGUUUUCACACUUUUAACGACAUAUUUAUUAAGGAAGUUCAAGGGAAGCUAAGUCAGCGCAGUUAUUACAGUCAAUGCUUUUCUGAUAUUGUUAUAAAUGAGAAUAGUUUAUGUGUCAGCGUCAUUCAUACAUUGACACAAAGUGUUAGACAAUAACUCUGAAAAUGUGAUUGUCAAAAAUACUGUGAUGCCAUUCAAACUUGAGACAAUGAACAAGUCAUCAGAGAACUCUAUCAGUAUACAGGUAGAUACUUAGUAUUUAUGGCAAGGUAGGAAAGUAUUACUUUUACAUAAAACAUGAAAAUACACCAUUACACAAUUACAGCUUCCAUCUACAGCUGAAUUAGCUAACUUUGAACUUAUGUGACAUGUUUGUUGUUUUUUUUUUCUUUUCUGUCUCUUAUCUUAUUUACAUUACUGGCUAUUAUUUAACAUUCAUGGAUAUGGGGAUACCUGGAAACCUAUUUCAUAUACUGUAUGAGGGAGGGACGGGCAAAUGUGAGCUGCUCAACUAUAACAGUUGGAGAAUAUUAAAAAAAAAAAUGGGUUUUCCAUUAGUUUCUUAUCGGUUUUGUUUCUUUGUUUGUUUGUUUUUGUGGAGCUAAAUGCCACUCUCCCAACUUGAAGAUGAACAUCAGUAAUUAGAUGCCAAGACUCCAAGAGUGACUUCAUGAUUAAUCAGGUGUGGAUGUGUGUCAUGGAUUCAUUAUGUAUUUAAUUUCCAAAGGUAUAAUAUUUUUUUCAUAUUGUGAUAUUAAGAUAAUGAUUCCCAACCAAGAUAGAACAGAAUUACAUAAUAGUUUUAGGGAAAAAAAACCUUUCAAUGUAGUAUCAGUAACACUUUGUACCGUGGGACCCAGCUGCCAGUGUGACCAGUUGCAACACCCAUAUUUUUAUGCAGUAUACAUUUAAACCUCUGCCAUUGAAAAUGAGCAUUUUAGACAUUACCAAUAUAUAGUUUGUUAAGAUACUGAUUUUAAUAUUUAUGAACACAGUAUCAUUAAUCUUGUCGGAGGUCAGAGCUUGGGUUAGGGGCUUAAGAUUAUGGGAGAGUUAAGGUUAGGAAACCAUUAUGACAUUGAUAAGAAAACACAUACAACAUCCAUGACACACAUCUACAUCUGACUCGUAAUGAGGGGUUGAGGGGGCUUAGCAUUAAGGUAGCUUAGUAGGUACAUACCUAAAGACUUACAAUAAUUACAGACUGCAGCUCCCUGAACGAAGGAAUGCCCCAACCCCAGAUCCUCUUUAAAGGACCACUGUAGUGCCAGGAAAACAUACUCAUUUUCUUGGCUCUAUAUGGUCCUUGGGUUCCCCUCACCCUCAGGGCCCCCUCCCGCCGGGCUCUAGGGGGAGGAAGGGGUUAAUCCCUUACCUUUUUUCCAGCGCCGGGUUCCCUCGGUGCUGGAGACUUUCCUCCUCCUUUCCUGUCAUCGGCUGAAUGCGCAUGCGCGGCACGAGCCGUGCGCGCAUUCAGCCAGUCUCAUAGGAAAGCAUUCUCAAUGCUUUCCUAUGGACGCUGGCGUCUUCUCUGAAACAGCUAUAUUUACAGCAGAAAGGGUUAAAACUAGAGGGACAUUGCACCCAGACCACUUCAUUAAGCGGAAUUGGUCUGGGUGCCUAUAGUGGUCCUUUAAUCCCGUAUGGGUACAAUACAGUACAAUGCACAUCCUUUUUCAGGGCAACCUCUUAUUUACAUCUGUUAAAUAAUACAUUAUCAUUAUCAUCUUCUUAUAUUAUUUUCUUAUAUAACAGCAACAUUUUAGCUAGAUUUUCUAAUGUAGAGAUUUUUAAAGUGAAUUUCAGGCAUCCCAUACAAUGUCCAAAUCUUGAUGAUCUUAUUUCUGACAAAUAACCAAAGAUGUAUUUUUUUACCUGUUUUCCCCAUACCCUUUUAAUUUUUAAGCCAAGGGACAAAUGUUUACUAUUUAUGUUUAUUGUAUUAAAGUAUCUAUCUAGACAAAGAAUGAGGUUUUUCAUUGGCUAGAAAGCCAGACAGAUAUUAUACAUUUAUACAUCCAAGUUGAUAAAAAUGUGAACUAGCAGGAUAUUCUUUUAAAAUGGUUAUAUAUAAUGGGAAAGUGGUAUUUGUGUUUGGGAACCAAAUAACCAAAUAUAUAUUAGAUAAUACAUAUCUAUAACACAUACUAACAUUCAUAUGAUCAAAUUUUAGAGUUGAACAAAGAUCGAUUGCUAGGUUUUAACUUGAGUGGGAAUAUUUGUUGGGAAUAUUUAUAGAGAUGAUCAUUAGCGGUUUGUGUAAUAGUUAAAUGAGUUGAAGAAUUAUAUACAUUU
Pelobates fuscus (common spadefoot toad) is the source of this 3725-nucleotide messenger RNA. Its product is annotated as keratin, type I cytoskeletal 19-like. The coding region runs from base 69 to 1298 and encodes 409 amino acids. Gene Ontology annotation, cellular component: cytoskeleton. Gene Ontology annotation, molecular function: structural molecule activity. The record is from RefSeq and is a predicted model, not a curated record. The transcript has 7 exons. Gene Ontology annotation, biological process: intermediate filament organization; epithelial cell differentiation. Lineage: Eukaryota; Metazoa; Chordata; Amphibia; Anura; Pelobatidae.